Eucalyptus grandis is the source of this 2373-nucleotide messenger RNA. Its product is annotated as receptor like protein 22. Gene Ontology annotation, molecular function: protein binding. The record is from RefSeq and is a predicted model, not a curated record. The transcript has 3 exons. The coding region runs from base 1 to 2373 and encodes 790 amino acids. Lineage: Eukaryota; Viridiplantae; Streptophyta; Magnoliopsida; Myrtales; Myrtaceae.
AUGGAAUUCAAGAGAAGUUUCAGAAUCGACACGACAGAUUGGCCAUGCGUUUAUUCAAAAGUCGAUUCCUGGCCGCUGGAUGGAAGUGCAGAUUGUUGUUCGUGGGAUGGCAUCGAAUGUGAUGAGGUCACCGGCCGAGUGAUCGUCCUCAACCUCAGUAGCAGUUGUCUCUCAGGCAUCAUGAGUCCUAACAACACUCUCUUUCGACUCGUUCACAUGGAGUCGCUCAAUCUCACUUUCAAUAGCUUCAGCUUCUCCUCAAUUCCGUACGGCUUCAGCAACCUUUCAAAGUUACAAUACCUUAAUCUCUCCUCCUCAAACUUCUCCGAUGAACUCGCGAUAUCUCGCAACUCUCCAAGAUCACUUCCCUCUUCAAUGGGUAAUCUUUCUCGUCUCAUUGAACUAUACCUUGAUGGAAAUAACUUGCAAGGUCAAAUCCCUGUUUCCUUUGCUAAUCUUACCCAGCUAUCGGUGCUAUGGCUCUCUUCCACUAACUUGAGUGGUGAUUCCUUGGAGUGGGUGGUCAACUUGACAAAGCUCACCGUCUUGGGACUUUCAGAUAAUUGGUUAAGCGGUGGAUUUCCAUCUUCAUUUGUGAACCUGAAGCAAUUGACUUAUCUCAACCUUUCUAACAAUGACUUGCAUGGUGAUAUUCUGGGCACAUUAUGGAGUUUGAAGGAUCUCGAAAUGCUUGGAUUGAUGUCGCUUGAUCUCAAUGGCGUUCUCGAUGUAAAUGAUCUAUUCACACUCAAGAACUUGAGAGGCUUAUGGUUGUCCAACAACAACAUAUCUUUCACCAAGUCAUCUAUCAAUGCCACUACAUCAAAGUUUGCCUACAUUUACUUGGAUUCAUGCAACUUGACUGAGUUCCCACGGUUUAUAGGCCUCUCAAGCAAAAUGAGGGAGUUAUCCCUACAACACAACAUAAUUCAAGGGAUCAUUCCUAGAUUGAUUUGGAACAAUAGCAAAGAAUCUCUCCAAUAUAUAGAUCUUUCUGACAAUCUUUUAUCUGGCUUCGAAAACAACCAGACCAAUCUUCCUUUACCGAACUUGAAAUAUCUUGACAUUAGUUUUAACUCGCUAGAAAUAGGCCUCCCUAUCCCACCUCCCUCAGUCAUGGUAUACAACAUCUCCAACAAUUUUCUAUCUAGGGAAGUUCCAACAUCCAUUUGUGAAGUGCACUCUCUUACCGUGCUCGAUUUGUCCUACAAUGUUCUGAAUGGCACACUUCCUCCUUGUUUGGGAAGUAUUGGUCCUUUGAAAUUAUUAAACCUCGCGAGAAAUAAAUUUGAUGGCAUUAUUCCUCGCGUUUACCCAGAUAGUUGUGCAUUGAGGAUGAUUGACCUAAGAGAAAACCAACUAAGUGAGAUUGUUCCAAGAUCUUUAGGAAAUUGCAGAAUGCUAGAGUAUUUGAAUCUUGGUGACAACCAAAUUAAUGAUACGUUUCCAUUUUGGCUAUCAGAAUUGGCCUACCUAAAAGUAAUUGGCUUGCAGUCCAAUAAUUUCCAUGGUCCCAUAGAAUCUCAUCUAAGCCAACUCAACUUCAUCAGUUUACACAUCCUAGAUAUUUCCAACAACAACUUCAAGGGUGAAUUUCCAUCCAAUUUGUUGAAGAGGUGCCACGCCAUGAAGGUCAUGGUUGGUCAAGAUAAGUUGGCAUAUUUGAAUAUCAAUGAAUUGUUGGGUAUGACUGAUUAUAGACUCUCCAUAAGUAUGACUUAUGUGAUACAAUUGAUGAACAAGGGCUCAAAAAGGGAUUAUGCGAAGAUUCCAGAUGUCCUCAUGGCAAUUGACCUCUCCAACAACAAGUUUGAAGGGUUCAUUCCCAAACUCAUUGGAGAUAUAAAAUUACUUCGCAUGCUCAACCUUUCAAACAACCUCUUCAUUGGUAGCAUCCCUCCUUCCUUGGCCAACUUGACAGUGCUCGAAUCACUGGAUCUUUCCUGGAACAAUCUUGUGGGAGAGAUUCCUCAACAACUAGCCUACCUCACAUUUCUUUCGGUUUUCGAUGUCUCUCACAAUCGUCUAUCAGGACCAAUACCAUGUGGAACGCAAUUUGAUAUGUUCGGGAGUAGUUCAUUUGCAAUAAAUGAUGGUUUGUGUGGAAGUUCCUUGCCAAAUAAAUGCACAAAUGGUGAGAAUGCUCCACCACCACCAUCAUAUUUCAAAGUGGAUAAUGAAAAAGAGUGUCCAUUCGACUUGGAUUGGAGAAUUGUGCUGGUUGGCAUUGGAGUCGGGUUUUUAGUCGGCAUUGUGCUAGAGAACUUGAUCAUUGAUGAGAAGAGUAUGUGGUUCUUGCACUGCUCCAAGAAAAUGGCAAAAGGAUGGAAAAAGGUGAGGAAAGCUCUAGCAGACAAGAAAACAUGCAACUAG